AUGCCCAUGUGCUCAAUAUCCAAAUGUCAUGGGUCUUAUAAAGAUAUCGGCGUAACUUUACAUAGACUACCAAAAGAUGACAGUCAAAGAAUACAGUGGGAAGGGAAUAUAAAAAAUCAUAUUACAAAUUUUUGUAGUAGAAAAAAUAUCUUCAUCUGCAGUAGGCAUUUUUUACAAGAAUGCUUUUACAAAGAAGGUUCUAAAAUGUUGCUCAAAAAAACAUCAGUUCCUACAGUGUUUCCAAAGAUUUUAUCAAAUGAUCAAGCAGAUACUCUAUCUGAAAUGCAAUCACCAAUAAUGAUAGAGAAAAAAUCAACUGAUGAACCAACUGGUAUUGAUGCAUUGACACCUAGAAGCUUGAAAAGGAAAGCUAAAAAAUUAGAUAUAUUAUUAAAAACUACCAGAAAAGUUCUAUAUAACUACAACAAAAAAAUUAAAAGAUUAAAAGUCAAACUUGAAGUAUAUAGAAAUGAAAUUAAGAUGUUGAAAAAAUACAACGAUGAACUUACUUCAACAUUACUUUCAUAUUCAGUUAAAUUAGUGGCUCACAUAUUGAGUAAUUCGGUGGCCAAAGCCUUAAGAUGUUCAAGUAACUGUGAAGAAUUUAGAGAUUGUAGAGCAACUGUACAAUUCCUGGAAAAAAUGAAUAUAUUGUUUGAUAUAAUGAAUAGGAGAAGCAAUGAUAAUCCAAAUGUCCAGCAACUGCAUUCUAUUUUCAAAAAAGUGUACUAUAGAUGUGGUAUUGUCCCUGGAAAAACAGGGAAUGUACAGGAACAAAUGAUUGUUGAAUCAGAAUUUAAAGUUCCAGAGGAUCAAUUUAAAGAUAUUUUUGAAGAGACGUAUUUAGAUUCACAAAUAAUGACAUCUAAUACCAUGUCCACUGUCAUUGAAAAUCCAUCUAACACCAUGUCCACUAUCAUCGACAGUGCAGUAGCGUAUAUUGCUGGAUGGGUUGUUAGAAAAGUUGCCAAAACAAUCGAUUGUAACAAGUGUAGAUUUACACUUAUUGAUAUAAAAAGACAAGCUACCAUGUUACACCAACAGCUUCUGAUACUAAAAGACAAUGGUGUUCUAGUUUUCCCAUCCUGUGGUGUUGUUCAGGUCAGAAAAUAA
This is a messenger RNA of Helobdella robusta, 1113 nucleotides long. RefSeq lists its product as hypothetical. Lineage: Eukaryota; Metazoa; Annelida; Clitellata; Rhynchobdellida; Glossiphoniidae. The transcript is spliced from 7 exons. Bases 1 to 1113 code for a protein of 370 amino acids. The record is from RefSeq and is a predicted model, not a curated record.